CUGGGCCCCGGGCCCCGAGCGCAGAACCGCGGCCGGCAGCACGGCGGCAUGGCCGUGUCCUGGAGCAGCUGGCUGGCCAACGAAGGGGUUAAGCACCUCUGCCUGUUCAUUUGGCUGUCCAUGAAUGUUCUGCUUUUCUGGAAAACCUUCCUGCUGUACAACCAAGGGCCAGAGUAUCAUUACCUCCACCAGAUGUUGGGCCUAGGAUUGUGUUUAAGCAGAGCUUCUGCCUCUGUUCUUAACCUCAACUGCAGCCUUAUCCUUCUACCCAUGUGCCGGACACUCCUGGCUUAUCUUCGAGGAUCACAGAAGGUUCCAAGCAGGAGAACAAGAAGAUUGUUGGAUAAGAGUAGAACAUUCCACAUUACCUGUGGUGUUACUAUCUGUAUUUUCUCAGGUGUGCACGUGGCUGCCCACCUGGUGAAUGCCCUCAACUUCUCAGUGCACUACAGUGAAGAUUUUGUUGAACUGAACGCAGCAAGAUACCAAGAUGAGGAUCCUAGAAAACUUCUCUUCACAACUGUUCCUGGCCUGACUGGGGUCUGCAUGGUGCUAGUGCUCUUCCUCAUGGUUACAGCUUCUACCUAUGCAAUAAGAGUUUCCAACUAUGAUAUCUUCUGGUAUACUCAUAACCUCUUCUUUGUUUUCUACAUGCUGCUGAUGUUGCAUGUGUCAGGAGGGCUGUUGAAGUACCAGACUAAUUUAGAUACCCACCCUCCCGGCUGCAUCAGUCUUAAUCGAACCCGCUAUCGGGGCGUUUCCUUACUGGACUCUUUCUCAGAACAUUUUCAUGAACCUUUACCUGGACGAUUCUCAAAACCAGAUGAGCUUAAAAGGAGCACAUUUGUGAAGAUUUGCAUAGAGGAGCCCAGGUUCCAAGCUAAUUUUCCACAGACAUGGCUCUGGAUUUCUGGACCCUUGUGCCUGUACUGUGCUGAAAGACUCUAUAGGUGCAUUCGCAGCAAUAAGCCAGUCACCAUCAUCGCUGUCAUCAGUCAUCCUUCAGAUGUCGUGGAGAUCCAAAUGGUCAAAGAAAAUUUUAAAGCAAGACCUGGCCAGUAUAUUAUUCUACAUUGUCCCAGUGUAUCUGCCUUAGAAAACCAUCCAUUUACCCUCACAAUGUGUCCAACUGAAACCAAAGCAACAUUUGGAGUCCAUCUUAAAAUAGUAGGAGACUGGACAGAACGAUUCCGAGAUUUACUACUUCCUCCAUCAGAUCAAGGCUCUGAAAUUCUGCCCUUCAUUCAAUCUAGAAAUUACCCCAA
Castor canadensis (American beaver) is the source of this 1265-nucleotide messenger RNA. The record is from RefSeq and is a predicted model, not a curated record. NCBI's taxonomy places the organism in Eukaryota, Metazoa, Chordata, Mammalia, Rodentia, Castoridae.